GGCCAUUUGAAAUAUCAUAGUUCCCCUGAGACACCACUGCAGAGACAGGACAGCCCUCAUCCCAUCAUCAUCAUGGUGUUUUUUUUUCCAGGUGGCCAUUUGUACCUUCAUAGUUCCCCUGAGACACCACUUCAGAGACAGGACAGCCCUCACCCCCAUCAUCAUCAUGAUGUUUCUGUUUUUUUUCCAGGUUGCUAUUUGUAACUUCAUAGUUCCCCUGAGAAACCACUGCAGAGACAGGACAGCCCUCACCCCCAUCAUCAUCAUGAUGUUUCUGUUUUUUUUCCAGGUGGCCAUUUGUAACUUCAUAGUUCCCCUGAGACACCACUGCAGAGACAGGACAGCCCUCACCCCCAUCAUCAUCAUGAGUGAGAACAACCCCGAUGUGAAUUUCCUAGCAGCCAUCUCCUACUACCCCCAAGUCUACUACUGCAUAGGUAGACUGGAUGUGUUGAAUGAUCUGAUCCGGGCGGGAGUGACCCAGGCGGAGACUCUGGUCAUUGUGGACAAGGAGAGCAGCAAAUGGGCCGAGGAGUCAUACAUGGCCGACAGUGGCAGUGUCGUCAACGUCUACUUCCUCUCAAGGAUGUUCCCGGAUCUGGAAAUAAUAACAGAGCUCACAUACCCUGCAAAUAUGCGGUUCCUCGGUAUCCACUACAGCCAGAAUGCACCCAAGAAUCUCUCCUUCUCCCAGAAGAAGGCCCUGGAAGCCACUCCUCAAGACCAAGAUCUGUUCAGGCCUGCUUUCGUGUCGGGGUCUGCAAUUAGCACUAGUAUGUUGGACACUUUGUUGUAUCAGAGCUAUGUGAAACCUUACAUCAUAUCAGUGGUCUAUUUGCUCAUUGGACUCAAACAGAAUGCCGGAUCUGGAACACUCAUUUUCCGUGUGGUGGGCGAGAGCGAGGAGGAGUGUAAAGGGGGUGACAUCUGUUCUUCUAAGACAUUCUCGGAGUACUACCAGGAGAUGAUUGAGAAACACUUCGAGAUCCCCAUUGGAAUAUACCGCAGUCUUCCCACAGAUCCCGAGGCCGACGCAAUCGAAGUAGCCGAACUAGAGGAAAAAGAGGCAAAAAGUUGCUUCAACUUUGCAUUUGGCUCCCCCUCCACGUCUCCCCUUUUUACCCUUCUCAAUGCGAGUGCGCGUAGCGAAGUGGAUGUGCUGAAGAUGGAGGAAAAGUAUGACUCAUUGCAGGACCAGCUGAUGUGUGAGGCCCAGAUCAGACAGAUCCUCAAAGACAGAAUGCUCCGACUGGAAGCAGAAGCUACCUCAACCCCCGCCUCCACACAGUGCAACCCACAACAACCCCCCGCAAUUAACAACAACACUAACUCAAACGCCAAAGGAUCCACUGAGAACAACAGCGGUAGUCGGAAGUUCGUCAUUGUGAACCCAGAACCAAACACAAAACUGCGCAAGGAUGACAUUGUCUAUCUGAUCAGACCCGAACUGCUCACUACAGACGACUCUGUCUUCGCCGCCCAAAAGGAGCAAGUGGUCAACUCACAGUCACAAGCAUUCGUCGAUCUGCACAAUUCAACCAAUCGGUACACGUCAAACUAUUCCACCAAUCAGAACUCGCCAAACAGACAACAGCAGCAACAACCAGUCAAUAAUUUCAGAAGAGACGCGCGAGCAGUUUCCAGCUCGGGCUCAAAUGGGCUAACGCCUAUAAGUGAAGACGUCAGCACCAGCAGUACUAAAACAGCCACCACAAAUGUAGACUAUUCAUGACAAAUCAAACUUCAAUCGUUUUAUUGUCGAGUUAGCCGACAGACAAAUCCGCCGACGUGCUAUCAUGCGGACAAUCUAAUCAUGCUUUAGUUGCCACACAAAACCUUUUGUUCUUUUUUGAAUCAGUUUGCUCUAAUUAGCAUUUAUCAU
Messenger RNA from Symsagittifera roscoffensis, 1882 nucleotides. RefSeq names its product potassium channel subfamily T member 2-like. Gene Ontology annotation, molecular function: outward rectifier potassium channel activity; intracellular sodium-activated potassium channel activity. Gene Ontology annotation, cellular component: plasma membrane. Gene Ontology annotation, biological process: potassium ion transmembrane transport. The transcript has 8 exons. The coding region runs from base 167 to 1732 and encodes 521 amino acids. The record is from RefSeq and is a predicted model, not a curated record. Lineage: Eukaryota; Metazoa; Xenacoelomorpha; Acoela; Convolutidae.